AUGGUGCACUGCGCAUCCAGUUCCACAACUACUGCGAGGGCCAAUUCAACUGAAGCAGCCUACAGCGGCUACACGGCUGUUAACAGCACUGGCUGCCUUGGGCUUAAUGGGCAGCGAAUCGGUGAGGCAAAUCACCCAGGGCCUUUGGAGUUCCUCACCAUUGGCACUACGAACCCCGGAGGGUUGCGCAACAAAGAGCAGCUGGCAGUGGAACAGGGAAGUGGGAUUUGGAGCUAUUCCGAGACGCAUCUCUCCAAGGUCACCCAGAUCUCUGCAGCCAAAGCCCUCAAGUUCCAUGCAGCGAAUGAAGGCAGACACUUGCGGGUUCAUUUUGGGGCACCAGCAGCCCUUCGAGCGAGGUCCAGUUGGGCAGGAACAUGGACCGGGGUCGCUUGCACUAGUGACCACAGCUCAAAAGUUCUUCAAGUUCCCUGGCCGGACGAUUUUUGGGCAUCUGGCCGAGUCCUUGCGACACAACACUUUGUCGGACACCACGUGAUCACUGUGGUCACUAUUUAUGGUUUGCCACGGGGUCCCACAUGGCCCAAAGCUGCUGAGUUGACAAAUUCCCUCCUGGAGUACAUCACCAAAGAGUUUGUGGUGGGAUACCAGGGCAUCAUUAUCAUCAAUGGUGACUUCAACUACAGCCCCCAUGAGCUGCCAUGUUUUGACGUUUGGAGAGCCUAUGGAUUUUGCUCUGCACAAGACUAUGCCAACCAUCGAUGGCAUCAACCCGUUGCACCAACUUGUAAAGGAGCAACCGAACGUGACCUCCUUUGGAUGUCACCGAUGGCGGCAGCACUAUGCCAAAAGGUGGGUGUCAACGAUGUCUUCCAUGACCACUCCUCGGUCUAUGUGCAGCUCCAAGUUGAAGUGCUUCCACAUGUCAUGCGUACGUGGCCUAGGCCACGUGAGGUGCCAUGGCAACAAGUUCCCAUUGCAGAAUGGCAUCAACAUUGUGAAAGCCUGGAUUUACCAGUUCCCACUGACCCAACGCUGGCCAUGAAAGAGCUCGCAAUAUCCUUUGAGACAUCCUUGACAGGAUAUGUUCCAGACCUACACGAGGCCAAACUUUCGUCUGCGCACUGUGGGCGUGCUCAGCGACUUCAACCAGCACGACAAACAACUACGCCUUUGACCUGUCGGGCAAGCAGACCGGGCGAAGCCAAACUGGUUGAUGACAAAGUUGGCAAAGCGGUGAUCUUGUGGUUCAAGCAGCUGCGCCGAAUCCAGUCAUUUAGACAUGCCAGCUGCGCUGGCCACUUGCAUCAUGAAGCUGUACAAUACAGAAUCGAGCUCUGGACAGCGAUCAAAAGAGCCAAGGGCUUCAAUGGGUCAUUUAGUGAUUGGUGGCUCUCUCAAGAGUUUGCCAUGGGGUUGGGCCCUUUGCCCGAGCAACCUCCAGGAGCACACCAAGCGGUCCUCAUUUACCAGGCUUUUCACCAUGUUUUUCGUUCUUUUGAACAAUGGCACCUACGCCAACGACAACAGGUCUUGCAAGCCAAGUACGACAAAACGAUGAAGGCUUUGUUCCACGACCUUAGAAAGCCAAGACCUGAUCAAGUUGAUUCUUUUUGGGACACUCGGUCCUAUGAAGUUGCGGCCGUCAAGGCUGACACCAAGGGGAUUCUUUUUACACAGCCCGUGCCGAGCCAUGAAGAUGGCCAAUGGUUUUUCCAAGGGCAGUCACUUGCUGUGCAUGGCUCCAUUGAAGAGCUCCUGAUUUUGGAUUUCCUUCCAGAAGUUGCUCCUGGUGACCACAUUGACUUUCACUACCACACGGUCACCACAGACCAGGUUCACCAAAGCCUCAUGGACUUUUGGCAACCAAGAUGGAAUCGCGAAGAGCUUCAACAAGCUGACACCUGGAGCAGAAUGAUCAACUUUGUCAAGGCAUACAUGCCCAAAAUACCAUUGACCUUGCCGACGUUGACUGUGGAAAUGUGGCGAGAAGCACUCAAGAGAUUCAAACCACAGGCGGCAAGAGGAGCUGACGGAUGGGCCAGACUGGACCUCCUCAACAUGUCCAGACCCCACACAAAUCAACUUUUGCGGCUACUCACGGCCAUUGAGAAUCGACAGAUGACUUGGCCGGACCAACUGCUUGAAGGGCUGGUCAUUGCAAUAGCCAAAUGUGACGGGGCCCAUCGGCCCAAUGAGUUUAGGCCAAUUGUUUUGCUUUCCAUCAUCUACCGUUGCUGGGCGUCCCUGCGAUCACGGCAGAUGCUGCAACAACUCGAGCCUUUCAUCCAUGCAGAUGCACAUGGGUUCUUGCCGUCCAGAGAACCAGCCCAGACAUGGAUGCAGAUACAAGCGGCUGUGGAAACCUCACUCCAGUCGGAAUUGCCUAUGGCUGGCAUUGGCACGGACUUUGUGAAGGCAUUUAACUGCAUCCAGCGCAGGCCACUUUGGUUUUUGGCCGAAGCGCUGGGGAUACCUGAUGGGCUGCUCUGGCCUUGGAAAGAGUUUGCGUCGCGAUUUACACGCAGAUUCAUGGUCUGCAACCAAGUCAGUGGCCCUAUGCGCUCCACUCAAGGAUAUGCAGAAGGAUGCCCUCUCAGUGUGCUGGCUAUGGCGUUGAUAGACUGGGGGUACCAGGUAUAUCAAUACCAAUAUGCCCCUCAAGUCAGACACCUGUCAUUUGUCGACAACAUCUCAAUGUUGGCGCGACAAGCGCAUCUUGUGGCAUGGGCAUUUUUUACGCUAAGAGCCUUUCUGACAAUGUGGGGGCUCAGCUUGGACUUGGACAAGACCUAUGCCUGGGGCACCACAGCUGAAAUUAGACUCCAACUCAGCCAACUGGGGAUCCGUGUUGUGCAAGACUUCAGCGAACUUGGAGGCGCACUUUCUUUCACUGCUGCGCACAGAGUACGCUUCUUUGUCAACAGAGGAGCCAACCUCCAGGACAAGUGGCAACAGUUGAGAAGAUCAAGAGCACCCAUAGCUCAAAAGCUCCACGCGGUGCCGAUGGUUUUCUGGGCAAAAGCGCUGCACGGCGCACUGAGUUGCACCGCAGCUGAACGGCACAUUCACAAGUUGCGGACACAAGCAGUUAGGCAUUUGGGGCUUCAACUUGCUGGAUCAAAUCCCAUGCUUCGACUUUCUCUGGCAUGCCCUCAUAAUGCCUUCGAUGCGGACGUGACGAUUUGGACUGACUCUGCGAACACCUGCAGACGAGUGUGCCAAGCCUUACAUGAUCCAGCUGAACACUGGGAUGGUGAGAAUUCGGAUCUCUGGACCAGAAUGAUGACCAUUUUGGCGCAGACGCGCAACGGCCAAGUUGAAGUGCGCUGGACACCAUCUCACAUAGAUGACCUUUUGUGCGAAAACCCAACAGAGGAGUACCUCGCAGUCUGGAAUGAGAUAGCUGACCAGCAUGCGGUGAACACAAACCGAAACAGAGGGCUAGCGUUCACCCAGCUGUGCCAGACGGCGGAGGAGUUCUACCAGUUGUGGAGAAAGCGACUGCAGGCCUUGCGACACUUUUACCUUCAAGUUGCCAAUACCACAAAAGAGGAGCAGGAGAUCAUCGAUCUCACAGAUGAGCCUGAUGUGUUGGUUCAGAAAGUCUUCAACGAGACGCUGGGAGACACUUUGCCAGUGAACUGGCAAAAUCAGUUGAGCCUGAACUCUGAGAGCCUUGCACAGCCUGUUGAAUUUGUUUUGACCCUUUUCAGCAAAUGCAUCGCUGAAGAGCCCAUGCAAGCCAAUUUUGUUGCAAUUAGUUUCGUUGAAUUGCAGCAGACGUGGCAAAGCCUUGUUGAGACCAGCGACGCCAUCGAAGGCCGCCCCGUUGGGUUCAUCCAGGACAUCCUGAGUGAUGAACAUGGUGCUGGGCGUCGGCCCACAACAGCUGGGAGAUGCUUCGGCCCUGCAAGACUCAUCAACUUCCUGGACCAAGAGCACCAAUCGCUGUUCCAGGUGGCGCGCGUCGUGCGUCAGCUGCGUGAAGCAGAGUUCCACUGUGCGGAAAAGGAAUUUCUACGACUGGCGAGGCAUGAAUUGUCGACACCUUCCACCCAGAGCCUGAUCGCAGCUUGUGCGGACGUAGAUGUCACGCGAGCCAGCGGUUGGCUUCAAGUCUUGAGGAAGAACGGGCGACAGAUUUCGCCCAAGAGCUUUCAGUUGGUGGUGGAUGCCUUGAUCAAAGAAGUUCGGAUGGUGGAGGCCGAUGACAAAGGGGGAUUGAGCCGAACUGGGGACAUGGCGGAACUGGGUAAAACUGGGUAA
This is a messenger RNA of Cladocopium goreaui, 4230 nucleotides long. The record is from the annotation of a GenBank genome assembly. Lineage: Eukaryota; Dinophyceae; Suessiales; Symbiodiniaceae.